AUUUGGGUGCGUGUAAACGUAGCCAAUGUGUAGUUUCUCUACAAAGUAACAUCACCAUCUACUGGCCUCUCAGCACAAUGCAGUGUUUUUAGAUAUUAUCUGUAUUAAAAAGGGACCGUUUUGGCAUUGUUUUCAUUUGUACACUCAUUUCAUCCUUUUAUUUUUCAAAUGUAUAAAUUGAUUUUCAUCUUUAUAAUGAUUUAAUUUCAGGCCUAAUGAAAAUGAAGGAAGAAAGACCAGAUCUGAAUGACGUGGAGGAGGAAUAUCAGGAUCAGAAAGAUCAAGAUGUCAAUGGAGAAAAAUCUGUAAUUUGCAACAUUAAAAAAACAGACGUCAAAAGGCCUUUCAGCUGCUCUCAGUGUGGGAAGAGCUUUACACGGAAAGGACACCUUAAAAAUCAUUUGUUAACUCACACUUCAGAAAAGCCUUACAGCUGCUCUCAGUGUGGAAAGAGUUACGCACAGAAAGGAAACCUUAAUAAUCAUUUGGUAACCCACGCUUCAGAAAAGCCUUUCAGCUGCUCUCAAUGUGGAAACACUUUCAAUCGUAAAGCAAGCCUUGAGAAGCACAUGUUGAUUCAUGCUGGGAUAAAGCCUUACAUCUGCUCUGAGUGUGGAAAGAGUUGUACAUAUAAAGAAAACCUCAAGACUCACAUGUUAAUUCAUACUGGGAUAAAGUCUUUCAGUUGCUCUCAGUGUAAGAAGACUUUUACACAUAAAUCAGGCCGUGAGAAGCACAUGUUAAUUCAUACUCAGAUAAAGUCUUUCUGCUGCUCUCAGUGUGGAAACGCUUUCAGUCGUAAAGCAUGCCUUGAGAAGCACAUGUUUAUUCAUACUGGGAUAAAGCCUUACAGCUGCUCUGAGUGUGGAAAGAGUUUCACACAGAAAGGACAACUUAAUAAUCAUCUGGUAACUCACACUUCAGAAAAGCCUUUCAGCUGCUCUCAGUGUGGAAACACUUUCAGUCGUAAAGUAUGCCUUGAGAAGCACAUGUUGAUUCAUGCUGGGAUAAAGCCUUACAGCUGCUCUGAGUGUGGAAAGAGUUACACACAGAAAGGAGCACUUAAAAAUCAUCUGGUAUCUCACACUUCAGUAAAGCCUUUCAGUUGCUCUCAGUGUGGAAAGAGUUUUACGCAGAAAGGACACCUUAAGGAUCAUUUGGUUACUCACACUUCAGUAAAGCCUUUCAGUUGCUCUCAGUGUGGAAAGAGUUUUACAUAUAAAUCAACCCUUAAGAGACACAUGUUUAUUCAUACUGGGUAAAAAACCUUUUACCUGCUCUCAGUGUGAAAUGUGUUUAGAACAAAAAUGAGACCUUAAUAAUUUGGUAACUCACACUUCAGAAAAGCCUUUCACCUGCUCUCAGUGUGGAAAGAGUUUUACACAGAAAGGAGACCUUAUGGCUCGUUCCCACUCAUCGGUACAGUACAGUUCAGUAAAGUAUGAUUUGAUACGGGGAACCCUGAUCAGACUUGCGUUUCCACUACCAAAAGUACCCUUAUUUGGUAGGUGUAGUGUAUGCUGGAAAGUAGCGAUUGAUGAUGAACUGUGACAAUAAGCACAACUCUGCCUUGUUUUGUGAAAAAUCAGUGUUAAUGAACACUAAUAGCCAUUAUAAAAGGAUAAGUAUAAAGUUUAAGAGACUUAUAUAAGAAUAAAUAACAGUUCAGUGCUGCCUCGAACACAUCGGCCAAGCAAAAAUGCCAAAUAUUGGUCAAUAUAUCGGCCUUGGUUAUAUAUUGGUUGACAACAAAUAUAAAGUUAAACAUAACUGUGCUCAGCCAAAAAGAUAUGAAAAGGAACAAAUGAUGGAUUCAUGAAACCACAAAUGCCUGUUAAAUAUAGCCAACACAAAACAAACUCUCACAGUUUCUCGUGUUUUAUCACUACAGAGACAUCAGAGCCAGCGGCAAAUGACGGAAAGACUAGCCAAGCUAAGGCAGCUCUCGGUGGAUACAUUAGCACUGAGCUCCCGGUGAUUGCCUAGAGCUCAGAAAUCAGCAUAGCAAAUUUUCAAUGACUAAAGUACAUUCAUGCCUGAAUAACUCUUAAAACCUACAUUUCAUGACACAAUAACAGUAAUAUCUGGAAAAUUAUGCAGGUCUUAAAGAGUUAGUUCACCAAAAAAUGACACACCCUCAUGUCGAUCCAAACCCGUAAGACCUCCGUUCAUCUUUGGA
Molecule: messenger RNA, 2179 nt
Organism: Carassius auratus (goldfish)
Lineage: Eukaryota; Metazoa; Chordata; Actinopteri; Cypriniformes; Cyprinidae
Product: gastrula zinc finger protein XlCGF8.2DB-like
Exons: 1
Coding region: 216-1262 (348 amino acids)
Biological process (GO): regulation of transcription by RNA polymerase II
Cellular component (GO): nucleus
Molecular function (GO): DNA-binding transcription factor activity, RNA polymerase II-specific; RNA polymerase II transcription regulatory region sequence-specific DNA binding
Source: RefSeq, a predicted model, not a curated record